ACUCCUGCUCCCGUUUCUUUAUCCGGUCAUCCCAAACUUCCCCGGUGCCACUCCCUCGCCAUGGCGGCGGCCUCCUCCCUCUCCUCCUUGCUCCGCGCAGCCCCGCUCUUCCCCACCAACCCUCGCCGUCUCCACCCCCAGAAACCUACCACCAAAUCCCUCUUCCCCGCGCUCGCCAUCCGCUGCGACGCCGCCACCACAGCCGACGCGUCGGGGCCCCCGCCCCGUCCCCUCCCGCCGCCAAAGCUGGUCCGCUGCCCUGCGCUAGACCGCCAGGCGGCGCGCGCAAGCCGCCUCCGCUUCGCGCGCAAGCUCCUCACCCUCCUUCUCUCGAAGCCGCGCCACUUCCUCCCGCUCCGCGUGCUCCGCCGCUGCCGCCGCUUCCUUGGCCUCCCGCGCCGCCGCCCGCUAAUUCCUUUCGUGCUCCGGUACCCGACGCUCUUCCGCCUCUUCCAGGCCCCCACCUCCCGCCCGCUCUCGCCGUCCCUCUCCACGCUCGCUGUCGCGCUCACCCCCGCCUCUGAGGCCCUCGCCGCUGACCUCGCCGCGCUCCGCGGCGGCCCCGCGGUCGCGCCCCGCCUCGCGGGCAAGAUCCACCGCCUCCUCCUCAUGACCCCGCGCCGAAGCCUCCUGGUGAACAAACUCGCCCACCUCGCCCCCGACCUCGGCCUCGCCAUGGACUUCCGCGCCACGCUCUGCCCCCGCCACCCCGACCUCUUCGCCCUCGUGCAUACCUCCCGCGGCCACGCCCUCCAGCUCGCUGAUCCCCCGUCGCCACUCCCUCCGCCGCUCCCUCCUCUCCGCCCCGCCUCGCCGCCCGACCGCCUCAUGGACCGGCCGCGGAGAUUCCCCCACCUCCCGCUCCGCCGCGGGCUCAACCUCCGCCGUGCGCACCGGGAUUACCUCCUGCGGUUCCAUAGUCUUCCCGAGGUGUCCCCGUUCGAGCAGCUGGAUGAGAGCGCCGGCUUGGAGAUGUUGGAGCGGCGGGCGUGCGCUGUGGUGCGGGAGGUGCUGGCGAUGACGGUGGAGAAGCGGACGCUGGUGGACCACCUCACGCACUUCAGGCGGGACUUUGGGUUGCCGAACCGGCUACGCGCGAUGCUGUUGCGGCACCCAGAGAUGUUCUAUGUGAGCGUAAAGGGGGUGCGCCACUCAGUGUUCCUUGUGGAGGUGUUCGAUGAUGAUGGGAGGAUUUUAGUGGAGGAUGAGAUGCUAGUUGGGAGGGAUAGGCUGGAGGAGCUUGUCCGGGAGGGAAAGCAGAUGAGGCGUGCCCGAAAGAGAGGUGUUCUUGCGCUUGGCGGUGACAGUGAUGAUGAUGAAGAUGAUGACAAGGCAGAAGAGGAUAACUUCUUAGAGGAUGAUGAGGAAUUUGGGGACUUGUUUGAGGAUGAUGCCAUUGGGAAAGACUGGGAGGAGGUGGGUGAUGGAGGCGGAAGCGAGGGGGGUGACGAGUAUGAUGCUGAAUCGGAGGUGAUGGAAGAGUUUUGGGUGAAAAAAGCUGUGGCUGAAGGUCUGAUUGAUAGUGGCAGCGAGCAGGAUGUCUGGUGAGCUGUAUCAGCGAGCAGCAUGCUAGUGAGGACCCAGAAUUUCUCAAAUGCGCUCUUCUCAGCAAUUUACAUACACCAGAGGAAGUAUCAGUAAAUAACCUGGUUGUUGUCUUGGGCCUACUAAUCCCAUUUGUGCUCUAUUACUAGAGUUGAGCGUCCGAUGACAAACACACAUGGGACGCUCCGUUGGGCCCACAACAAGGAGAGGAAAGGAACAGAUCUGAAUAUUAUCCCACCGGUGUGACUCGCUGCUCCGUCCUCUCCUCUUCUCUCUCCCAGAUCCAUCUUGCGAUCAUAGCUCCAUAGUCUUGCUUGGUGCUUGCUGCUGAACAUCCAAAUGUGUAUGGUUGCAUAGGGAGCAGCUCAAUCCGGUAGAAAAGAGAAGCCGAGGGCAGAUCAAGCAGCUUGCUCAAUCUUCGAUUUGUGCAUAGAGUAGCUUGAUAUAGUAGCUUCCGAUGAGGACGCCUGACUCCCUCUCCACAUCUCUUUUUAUGUUGCAGCAGAUGAUUUUUUAGGUUAGGAUUAUAUUAUUUUUGGUAUUGCAGUAGAUCUGACUUUUUUAUGGAUGUUGCAACAGACAAUUUAUGACGUUGCGAUAGUUGACUUGUGAUGUUGCAAUAGUUGAUUUGAGAUGUUGGAUCUUUUCAUUUUUGGUUUACUACAACAUUAAUUUCACUGUGAUGUUGUAUGCU
Molecule: messenger RNA, 2239 nt
Organism: Phragmites australis (common reed)
Lineage: Eukaryota; Viridiplantae; Streptophyta; Magnoliopsida; Poales; Poaceae
Product: protein WHAT'S THIS FACTOR 1, chloroplastic
Exons: 3
Coding region: 61-1548 (495 amino acids)
Molecular function (GO): RNA binding
Source: RefSeq, a predicted model, not a curated record